GGUGAGCAAGUGGCCGAGGAGUCCUUGCUCAAUCUUGCCCAAAACUUGGGUGAACGUGUUCGUGACUGGGAAAAGUUUCGGGACCAUGACCUGCAUCUCGCCCAAUGCUUCAACAUCACCACAGAGAUGGGUGUUCGUUUGCAAGAGGAGAGUCUCCGUGGCUACUGCAUGGCCCAUAUCCAGUCGCUUCUACCUGCAGAGCCAGAAGACAAUCGGGACGAAGUUCUUCGCGUGAAUGCACUCCAAGGUGAUCUGGAAGUGGCUGACCCACUCUUUCAUACCUUUCCCGCCUUCCGGAUUUUUUUAUUGACGCCACCUGGACUUGUUCGUCGACCCAACCCUGUCCUUAGUUGCCCUGGCCAACAGCGCCUUUAUGUUGCUUCAGCGCAACUACCAGCCCCUUCCUCCUCCACAUCAUCCUUAUCCUCUUUAUCUGGCGUCAGUACUCAUGACCUUCUGAACAGCCUCCUGUCCCCACCAGAACGGGGUUCAACUCGGAUGAAUACGUCUUGGGUUACCCGUAACCUGGGCAAUUUCGACGUCCUCUUGGCAGGCGCCUUUAGUGAAGACUGUGAUAUCUUCUAG
Messenger RNA from Dibothriocephalus latus, 585 nucleotides. Lineage: Eukaryota; Metazoa; Platyhelminthes; Cestoda; Diphyllobothriidea; Diphyllobothriidae. The record is from the annotation of a GenBank genome assembly.